AUGAAGGAUGAUAGUGAAAAAAUAAUUAAAAUUAAUGAGAAAAUUAGUUCACCUGAGUCUGUGGGAUUACUAUUUACUGAUAAAAAUCAAAUUUCUGUUUCUUUAGUUGGUUCUUUUAUUUUUUGGUGUAUGAAAAGGGAUAUCCAUAGAGUAACUGUUUAUGAUCCAUGGAAUUUAAUAAGUAAUUAUGAACAUGAAUUGGUUUUGGAAUCGCAAAAAAUAUUAUGUAACUAUAAUUCAACUAGAAAUAUUAAGACAAAUGAAUAUAUCAAGUUAUAUGUAUUAGGUCCAUCAACGUGUUAUAAUGUUUUAUCAAAGGUAACUAAGCAAAUAUGUAUGGAGCAUGAAAAUAUUGGCAAAAACAGUAUAAAUGAAAGAUUAAUGAAAGAAUAUAUUUAUGAAGUUGAUUUAUUAGUACGUGUUGGUGAUAUUCCUUCUUUAUGUGGAUAUCCAUGUUGGGCUAAUAAACAUUAUGUAACUGAAAUUGAAUUUGAUAAUUUAUUAGCUACCUUCACUUCUAGAGAUCGUCGAAAGGGAAAAUAA
Strongyloides ratti is the source of this 543-nucleotide messenger RNA. Its product is annotated as Decaprenyl diphosphate synthase-like family-containing protein. Gene Ontology annotation, molecular function: transferase activity, transferring alkyl or aryl (other than methyl) groups. The transcript has 3 exons. Lineage: Eukaryota; Metazoa; Nematoda; Chromadorea; Rhabditida; Strongyloididae. The record is from RefSeq and is a predicted model, not a curated record. Bases 1 to 543 code for a protein of 180 amino acids.